This is a messenger RNA of Drosophila subobscura, 1828 nucleotides long. RefSeq lists its product as uncharacterized. The transcript has 8 exons. Bases 20 to 1771 code for a protein of 583 amino acids. Lineage: Eukaryota; Metazoa; Arthropoda; Insecta; Diptera; Drosophilidae. The record is from RefSeq and is a predicted model, not a curated record.
CAAUUGGUGAACGAACAAAAUGAGCCAGCCCGAAGGUGGCGAUGUGUCGAGCCAGAAGCUCGCCAAGUUGCGCUUCAAGCAGCUCAUCCGCAAUGUCAUCCUCAACAUGCAGUGGCUCAGAGACGCCAAGGAGGCACCGACCCACUUCUCGAUGAACGUUAAGCGCAACGUGGCCAUGCUGGUGCGGCAGAAGCGCAAAGUCGGCAUGAUGACCACGGCGGAGAAAGCAUUGUUCCGCACGCCACACCAGAUGCGCACCGUGAAGGAGCGCAUGAAACUUUGCACGAUUGUGGCGGAUCUGGCCUGCUUUUCCAGACUCAAUCCGAAACUGCGCGUUCGCUUGGUGCCGCACCUGAUCUUUGUGGCACUCACUCCCGGACGUCUCAUCAUGAGGCAGGGCGACCACCCCAUCACCAUGUACUUCAUCCUCACCGGCGAAGUGGAAAUGGCCAAGAGGGUCUACGACAAGGCCACCCAAGCAUACGAGACCAUGGCGGAGGCUAUUUUCGGACCCGGCGACUGCAUCGGCGACAUCGAUGUGAUGGAGGAGGCGGACAGGACGCACACAUACAUAGCAGCAACCAACUGCGAGCUGCUGGCCAUCUACGACAGCGACUACUCGACCCAGCUGGCGCCCUACAUGAAGAAGAUGUGGGAGGAGAAGAAGGAGGCCAUAGGCGCCCUGGAGUACUUCCAGUUCUUCAGCCCCGAGCAGGUGGUCACCGCCUGCAAGUUUGCCAGCAUUCAGCAGUUCGACCCGCUGGACACGAUCUACGAGGAGGAUCUGGGCUCGCUCAGCGUCGUCUACUUCGUGCUCAGCGGCGAGUGCAUGGUGCUGCAGUGUCUGCACAUGAAGGUCAACUGCGUGGGCCAGCAGCGGACUUACACGCUGGACAGCGUGGGCUGGAACGCUUCCAGUGCACUUUUGGCACGCAGCAGGCUCAAGAAGUUCGAUGUCAACGACUACCUGAUGUCCUCCUCCUCGCUGGAUGAGGAGAAGAAGGAGAAAAAGAAGGCAAUGCGCAAAAUGGGUCUGCUGGAAAUCCAGCAAGCCUGCGCCAAGAUGCGACGAAGGCGAUUCCCCUCGUCGGUGGAGGUGGAGCGGAAAGUGCUGCGGAAGACGCGCUACACACUCUUCAAGGGACCCGUCGACGACUACGAGUCCUAUGUGAUGGGCGAGGGCUGUGAGGAGAGCGAGGAGCUGCAGUCGCCGGUGUACUCCAGCUGGGAGUCGUCAUCCGAUGAGAGCAGCCGCACGCCCAGCAGCGAUGGCGCAGAGGCGGAGAGCGAGAGCGAGAGCGAGGGCUCAGAGAUAUUCACCGCCUCCUCGUCGUCGGAGUCGCCGGAGUCGCCGGAGCCGCUGUCGGGCAAGGAGUCGGGGGCGGAUAUGGAACCAAAGCCACAAUACGAGACGCGCUUCAUAGACGUGGCGUCGCUGACAUUCGGCGCCAUCUUCGGGCUGGGUGAGAAGAUGCACGACCGCAACAUAAUGACCCGCACCCACGUGCAGUGUUUGGUCAUUCCGCGCUUCUGGCUGUUCGAGCCGGCCCAGAAUCCUGGCAACUUUUGGCAGCGGAAGCGCUUCUGCGUCGAGUCGAAUCUACCCACCAGGGAGACGCUGUUCAGCGACUUCGUCAAGACGCGCAACUGGCAACACUUCAGCAACAGCUACCUUCGGGAAGUGUUGAGCGACUCGAGCACCUGCAGUUGGACAAGGCCCGAGGACAUUCCCAUCGUUGCUCGCAUUAUGCAAACCACCGAAGACUCUUGAAUCGAUCGUGGCCAGAGUUGUAUAUACAUAUGCCACACACAUACACACACACAUCUU